GCCGGGCCAGGCCGGCCCCGCGGACGGACAUGCUGACCUUCUUCCUGGUCUCGGGGGGCUCUCUCUGGCUGUUCGCGGGGCAGUGGUGGGGCCCGGCGAUCCGUGAUUGGGGAUGGCCCUCAGCUGCUCACCCACUACUACGAUGAUGCCAGGACCAUGUACCAGGUGUUCCGUCGUGGGCUUAGCAUCUCAGGGAAUGGACCGUGUCUUGGCUUCAGUAAGCCCAAGCAGCCUUAUCAGUGGCUGUCCUACCAGGAGGUGGCCAACAGGGCUGAAUUUCUAGGGUCCGGACUUCUCCAGCACAAUUGUAAAGCAUGUACAGAUCAGUUUAUUGGUGUUUUUGCACAAAAUAGACCAGAGUGGAUCAUCGCAGAGCUUGCCUGCUACACGUAUUCUAUGGUGGUGGUCCCGCUGUAUGAUACCCUGGGCCCUGGGGCUAUCCGCUACAUCAUCAACACAGCUGACAUCAGCACCGUGAUAGUGGACAAACCUCAGAAGGCCCAGCUCCUGCUGGAGCAUGUGGAGAGGACGACGAUUCCAGGGCUCAAGAUGAUCAUCCUCAUGGACCCGUUUGAGGAAGCUCUGAAAGACAGAGGGCAGGGGUGUGGAGUGGUCAUUAAGUCCAUGCAGGCUGUGGAGGAGUGCGGCCAACAGAAUCUUCACGUUCCUGUGCCCCCAAAUCCCAGUGACCUCUCCAUUGUGUGUUUCACAAGCGGCACAACAGGGAACCCAAAAGGUGCAAUGCUGACCCAUGGGAACGUGGUGGCUGAUUUCUCAGGCUUUCUGAAAGUGACAGAGAGUCAGUGGGCUCCCACUUGUGCGGAUGUGCACAUUUCCUAUUUGCCUUUAGCACACAUGUUUGAGCGAAUGGUGCAGUCUGUUGUCUACUGCCACGGAGGGCGCGUCGGCUUCUUCCAGGGAGACAUCCGUCUCCUCUCAGAUGACAUGAAGGCUCUACGCCCCACCAUCUUCCCUGUGGUCCCACGACUGCUGAACCGGAUGUACGACAAGAUCUUCAGCCAGGCAAACACACCACUGAAGCGCUGGCUCCUGGAGUUUGCACCAAAGCGUAAACAGGCUGAAGUCCGGAGCGGAAUCAUCAGGAAUGAUAGUAUCUGGGAUGAGCUCUUCUUUAAUAAGAUUCAGGCCAGCCUUGGUGGGUGUGUGCGGAUGAUUGUGACUGGAGCAGCCCCCGCGUCACCAACAGUCCUGGGAUUCCUUCGGGCAGCUUUGGGGUGCCAGGUUUAUGAAGGUUACGGCCAAACCGAGUGCACAGCUGGAUGUACCUUCACCACACCUGGGGACUGGACCUCAGGGCACGUGGGGGCGCCUCUGCCCUGCAAUCAUAUCAAGCUCGUCGACGUCGUGGAACUGAACUACUGGACCCGCAAAGGAGAGGGAGAGGCGGGAACUCUUAAAAUUAUUGAUCGGAAGAAGCACAUAUUUAAACUUGCUCAGGGAGAAUAUGUUGCACCUGAGAAGAUUGAGAACAUCUACACCCGGAGUGAGCCUGUGGCACAAACCUAUGUCCAUGGGGACAGCUUACAGGCCUUUUUGGUGGGCACUGUUGUGCCUGACCCUGAAGUCAUGCCCUCCUGGGCACAGAAGAGAGGAAUUGAAGGGACAUACUCAGAGCUCUGUGUAAAUAAGGAGCUGAAGAAAGCCAUUUUGGAAGAUAUGGUGAGGUUAGGAAAAGAAAGUGGACUCCAUUCUUUUGAACAGGUAAAAGCCAUUCACAUCCAUUCUGACAUGUUCUCAGUUCAAAAUGGCUUGCUGACACCAACACUAAAGGCUAAGAGACCUGAGCUGAGAGAGUACUUCAAAACACAAAUACAAGCGCUCUACUCAACCUCCAUGUGAAGUUCAAGGCAAGUUCUGCUCAGUACAAUGGACUGUGUAGCAAUAUUAUAAUUAUUCAUGAAAGUAAUGAGUCAGAAUGAUGCAGCUGAAAAUGAAUAAGCACGUGACUACGACUGAGCCUUUUCCUGUCCCAAGAUGUCUUUAACAAUAUUUUCUCUAUCAUCACUGAGUACACUUUAUUUUUAUUAAAAUGAUAUUGUAGCAAGCUGCUAAAAAUAUUGCAAAUGGCAAUGUAAAAAUCAAGACUUUUCUCAAGAACGAUGUACCACUAAAAGAAAUAUAUUCUCAAUGUUCAUAGCACUCCUAUUAAACAUAAAGAAAAAAACAUAACUGAUA
Molecule: messenger RNA, 2196 nt
Organism: Myotis daubentonii (Daubenton's bat)
Lineage: Eukaryota; Metazoa; Chordata; Mammalia; Chiroptera; Vespertilionidae
Product: long-chain-fatty-acid--CoA ligase 6-like
Exons: 1
Coding region: 157-1860 (567 amino acids)
Source: RefSeq, a predicted model, not a curated record